Messenger RNA from Caretta caretta (loggerhead turtle), 2066 nucleotides. The record is from RefSeq and is a predicted model, not a curated record. Lineage: Eukaryota; Metazoa; Chordata; Testudines; Cheloniidae.
CGGGGGGUUGCCUCUUGCCCGUAUUCCCAGGCUCUGAGGGGCCCCAUAGGGCUGAGGGAGGCAACGACCGCCCCCGAACUACAACUCCCAUGAUGCUCCUGCGUCCUGUGUCAGCAGCUGCGUGGUUCCCAUGGUGACCAGGAGUUGGGCCCGAGGUCAGAGCGCCCCCAGACCCCCGGCGGCCCCUGAGCAGCGAUGCCCAAACCCAGUGAUACUCUGUGGGAUAUUGCUAAAGCUGAAGUGGAGAAAAAAGAAAAUCUUGAAGGCAAUGGAGAUGGAGUGGAAGUUUGGGAAAAAUCACUACUCUUUAUGGGAAACAAAAAUGGGGGAAAGACUACUAUUAUAUUGAGGUGUCUUGACAGGGAUGAAAUUCCAAAACCAACGUUAGCCUUGGAAUAUACUUUUGGAAGAAGAGCAAAAGGUCAUAACAGACCAAAAGACAUUGCACAUUUUUGGGAACUAGGUGGUGGAACCUCAUUAUUGGACUUGAUUCAUAUACCAAUAACUAAUGACAACAUAAGGACUUUUGCUAUAAUUCUUGUUUUGGACCUUUCCAAACCUAAUGAACUGUGGCCAACCAUGGACAGUCUCCUACAGGUCACCAGGAACCAUGUGGAUAAAAUUAUAACUAAACUGGGAAAGACAAAUCCUAAAGUAGCUACUGAAAUUAAACAGAGGAUGUGGAACAAUAUGCCGAAGGAUCACCCAGAUCAUGAAUUAAUUGACCCUUUUCCAAUCCCUCUGGUGAUAAUUGGAAGCAAAUAUGAUAUUUUUCAUGAGUUUGACUCUGAGAUGAGGAAAAUAAUGUGCAAGACACUGAGAUUUGUUUCGCAUUAUUACGGAGCAUCACUAGUGUUUACCAGCAAAUCUGAGGCCCUCCUGCUGAAAGCCCGUGUUCUUAUUAAUCAUUUGGCAUUUGGCUUUGACAGAAGCAAAUCCGUAUCAGUGGAUCAGAAUAAACCAUUGUUUAUCCCAGCAGGAUUGGAUUCUCUAAAUCAAAUAGGACCACCACCCGCCUCUGACAGUGAUAUUGGAAAACUACAUGCACAUACACCUGUGGAUUUGUGGAAAAAAAUAUAUGAGAAAACAUUUCCACCUAAGCUGAAGAAUCAGUGGAACACUGAGGCUUUAAUCCUCUCGUUUAUCUGAAAUAGCACUCCUCAAGUGGGCUUCCGUCUCCUCCCAUCCCCCAGAAGUAGAGAAGCCCUGCAAGCAUGACUCAAAUUCAAGACAUGCUAUAGGCAGCUUUUCUGGAGCCUCCCAGGUUGCACUAUGCCCUGCUGCCACAAGCCCUCCCUCUGCCACUGCUUCCUCCCCCAUCGCUCCUCCACUGCAGGGUCAGGGGUUACUGUACGGGGAGCUUCUCCCCCUUCCGUCCAGCCUCCCUGCAUCUGGACCUUCCAUACCCACACACCCCUGCCAAGCCUUGCCCCAUAUACCCAGAACCCCCCUAGUUCUCCAUACCCGAAGCUCACCCUAUUGAACCUCAACCCCUGCAUCUGGAGCUGCCCUGCACCCAGACCACCCUGCAUUGAGCUCCCUGCACUCAGACCGCCACUCUAACGAGCCCCACCCCCCUGCACCACCUUGAGCCCCCACAUCGAGAGCCCCCACAUCAUUGACUCCCAACUAGCGGCACCCAGACCCCCACCCCACCAAGCCCCACUCCUCCAGCAUCCAGACCCCUCCUCUGAGCCCCAACCACCUUCACCUGGAAGCCCCUACAGAGUCCCAUUGCCCCUGCACCUGGACCCCCCGCAACAACCCUUUGUGCAUCCAGAUCCCCGCACUGAGCCUCCUGCACUCAAAUGUUCCCACACAGAAUCUUCUCACCACAUACCUAGAUGACCCCGCACUGAGCCCCUCCAUGCUUGGGUCCUGCCUGGUAGAGCCUGUCUGCCCCACACUUGGUGUGCCUGGCGCAGAGGGGCAGGGCGCCAGGGUGUUUCUGGGGCAGGCUCACGCCUUGUGCUGUGUCAGGGUCGGGUGCAGCCUCACCACUGAGUCUGUCUGGGGGCUGAGGGAUGGGAAGGCUGAUCUCCCUCCUUCGUACAACCAGUGGCCUG